Messenger RNA from Glossina fuscipes, 1395 nucleotides. Its product is annotated as hexokinase type 2-like. Gene Ontology annotation, molecular function: ATP binding; mannokinase activity; fructokinase activity. Lineage: Eukaryota; Metazoa; Arthropoda; Insecta; Diptera; Glossinidae. Bases 1 to 1395 code for a protein of 464 amino acids. Gene Ontology annotation, biological process: intracellular glucose homeostasis; glycolytic process; glucose 6-phosphate metabolic process. The record is from RefSeq and is a predicted model, not a curated record. Gene Ontology annotation, cellular component: cytosol; mitochondrion. The transcript has a single exon.
AUGGCUGAGGAAGGAUCUCAGCAGGAUGAAAAUGAGUCCAACCGCCAAAUUGUGGAGGAGUUUUGCAAGCCCUUUGUCUUAAACGAAGAGACCUGUCAACAAAUUAAUGAUCUUUUCCUGGCCGAACUUCAGAAAGGUUUGUGCAAAUAUACGCAAUCAAAGGCGGACGUUAAGUGCUACCCAACCUACGUGGAAAGACUGCCGACUAGGUGUGAGCGUGGAAAAUUUCUGGCCCUGGAUGUUGGUGGAUCGAAUUUUCGCAUUUUACUCUUAAUCAUACAAGAUGUUGACGACAUUAAAGUGGAAUCUCAAAACUUUCAAUUGCCACCAAAAGUAUUGACUGGUCCAGGAGAGCAUUUGUUUGAAUUCUUUGCCGAAUGCAUGUCUAAUUUCAUACAAGCACACGAAUUGCAAUCUGAGGAAUUUAAUUUGGGCUUUACAUUUUCAUUUCCACUGAUGAAAAAUUCUUUAAAUGAGGGUAUCCUGAUUAGUUGGUCAAAAGAUUUUGAAUGUCAGGAUGUGGUAGGUCAUGACGUUGUUGCUAUGCUUGAAGCAGCUUUAUCUCGUCGGGAUAAUAUUCACAUAAAAAAUAUUUUCGUUUUAAAUGGUACGACCGCUACACUAAUAUCGUGUGCUUGGAAGCAUAAAGAGACCAAAAUUGGUGUUACUAUUGAUCAGGAUACAAACGCUGCGUAUGAGGAAAAAAUGAAACACAUUCAGUUGUUUAACGAAGAUAGACUUAAUUCCACUAUGCUAAUUAACACACAAUGGUCUUCGUUUGGCGAUCACGGUGCGCUAAACUUUAUGCGUUCGCCAAUCGAUUUUGCUCUAGAUGCAAGUUCUACCAAUCCGAAUGAAGCAAUAUUUGAUAAAAUGGUCGCCGGUAUGUAUAUGGGAGAAAUAGUACGUCUGACGAUGAUUGAAUGCAUAAAUGCUGGUGCCAUGUUAAAGGGAAAUCUUUCUGAGCAAAUAGGUAAACAAAUGGUAUUUAAUACCAAGCUUAUGUCACAAAUUGAAAACGAGAAAGAAGGUGCUUAUCAAUCCACGCGGCAGAUUUUAGAGACCAUGGGUUAUAAAGAAGCUACAAAUGAGGAUUGCGAUAAUCUCCGUUACAUAUGCAAUACGGUGUCGACGCGAUCAGCGGAGUUGAUCGCCAUAUGCCUAGCAUGUCUCGUCAAUCGCAUUGGUGAUCCUUACAUAGUUAUUGGCAUCGAUGGCGAAGUGUAUAAUUCGUACCCAAAUUAUCACGAGCGCUUGCGAAAAAAAACUAAACAGCUUGUCCGUCCCGAACAUAAAUUUAGCCUGCAGUCCACAGAAGAUGGCUCGGCGCAUGGAGCAGCUUUAUUAGCCGCAACAGAAGGUGUUGAGAGAAGACAUACUCGUCAAACAAUAUGA